This is a messenger RNA of Aplysia californica (California sea hare), 1042 nucleotides long. RefSeq lists its product as uncharacterized. NCBI's taxonomy places the organism in Eukaryota, Metazoa, Mollusca, Gastropoda, Aplysiida, Aplysiidae. The transcript has 3 exons. Bases 1 to 444 code for a protein of 147 amino acids. The record is from RefSeq and is a predicted model, not a curated record.
AUGUCUGUCAGUGACUCUAAAAAUAGCAACAUAAUCUCCUUGGCGUGGACCAGCAAAUUGGACACAGCCAAGAGAUACCUGCACCGUUUCCUCGGCAACCGCGAGGAGGAGGAGGGAGUGGUGGUUGAGAGGGUGGAAGAGGUGUACGACCCGUUCCACAGGGAUGUGUCGAUGGCAGAACUGGCUGAGGCUAUUGCUAAUGCCAACAAUAUACUCAGUGNCCACGACACGAGCCAGCUGAAGCUGCCAAUCCACGACAGGUUGAGGAAGAUCUCCAGCAAGUGUGAGGUGGAUUUUGAGGACAACACCUUACACAACCGGGUCAGACGCCGCACAUCCUUCCGACAGGAUCGGGAUCACCUGGAGGGGGAUGGCGGGUCACGUGACCAGGACAAGACGGACAGCAUCUUCUAUGGCGGCGGGAAAGCUGACCAGUACAGGUGAGUGAGUUUGCAGCAGCAACAACGACAAUACUGACAGAAAAUGAACAUCUGUAACUGCAGCAGCAGUGGCAGUACCACGUGCCACCUCCUCCACCAGAACAACAACAACAACAGAAUCAACAACAACAUCAACAAUUAUACAAUAACAUCAAUAGCAAUAACAACCGCAAUGACAUUGACUCUUUUGGUACCACCAAAAACAUGACCGUCAACGCAAGAAAUAGCAGCCACAACAACAGAAAAACAACAACAACAACCACACCUCCAACAACAACAGCAGAAGCAGCAGCAGCAGCAACAACAACCAAAAGAAAGAAGCAACAACAACAAGAACAACAACAAUGUGAUCACAAGGUUUACACAGUGUUUUAAGGGACAUAACUCUCGUAUGCUGUACGCAGAAUAGUAUUAUACAUGGAUGGCCUCCCCUGUUAUUGAUCAGCCCUUUGAUUGGAUAACACAAUUACUAUAACAAAAAGAAAAGGAAAAAACAAAAACAAACUAAUGUUCCUCAACCCAAAUCAAACAUUACCAAACAAAACAAAUGUCCCUUUAACAAAACUGAGGUUUCCUUAAAAAAGACAAACAAAACAGAAGCA